Molecule: messenger RNA, 975 nt
Organism: Peniophora sp. CBMAI 1063
Lineage: Eukaryota; Fungi; Basidiomycota; Agaricomycetes; Russulales; Peniophoraceae
Source: the annotation of a GenBank genome assembly
AUGACCAACAUGGUGCCCCAUGGCGCAGCACCAAUGCUACUCGACCUCCCACCCGAGCUUCUCCUUCCCAUCCUGACCGAAGCCUUGGCAGGCCACCCCAGCCCAAUAGCCGUCCUUUCUACUUGCAGAAGGAUCCGCGAACUCGGAGAACCCUUGCUUUACAGACACCUGACAUUACGCUCUACCAAAGCCCUUAUACUCUCUGGCGGCGAAGUUGGUUCUGGGCAGAUGGCCAUGCUCUGCCCUAUCUUGUAUCAGCAUAUUAACGCGCUGACGCCCGGUGGAUGCAUAUGGAACGAACACAUCAGCGUGAAGGAGAGACUGAGACUAGACAGAGUCGGGCUCUGUAUGAACUCUCAGUCAUCACCUGCAAAGGAUGAUACGGAGCUUAGUGCUCUGGGUAUCAUCGAUCCUACAUCAUUCACUUGGAUAGGUCCUGAUCCACCGCAUCAGUUCUCUACGGCUAUUGUCCCUGACGCAUGUACCCGUGUCUUCGCACAUGCAGUGCAUUGGUCCUCACUACGAACCCUAUUCUUGUCAAACGUCGCCUUCCCCUCUUCACGUUCACCGGACAUGUCGCCGUCGUCUUCCCCUCCGACAUCCAUCUUCACUUCGCCCGCCCCAGUGGUUCAAGAGAUAUUCGCAUUUCCAGUGAUGCCUGCUCUCGAGCGCAUGGACCUACGAAACGCCACCUUUCUGCCUAUCAAGGCACUCGCGAAGCUCGUCUGUGACGACCGCACGCAACGAUUGUCACACGUUGGGCUGCAGGACUGCUACGUGGAAAGCAUCUGGGGUGAACGUGUCAGACGAAGCCACCUCGAGCGUAUUACGCAGGAGUUCGAAGGAGGCCGCCAGCCAGAGCGAAUUGGGCGCGUGCGCGUUAUCGUAGUCUGCUCGGCUAUGUACGAGCGUAUCGAGGGCGGAGACCGAGUGACAGUACGUGGUGAUGAACAGGGAGCUGCACUUCUUGAGUAG